Messenger RNA from Solanum dulcamara, 3249 nucleotides. RefSeq lists its product as uncharacterized. Bases 328 to 2649 code for a protein of 773 amino acids. Gene Ontology annotation, molecular function: protein binding. The record is from RefSeq and is a predicted model, not a curated record. Gene Ontology annotation, cellular component: intracellular membrane-bounded organelle. Gene Ontology annotation, biological process: autophagy. The transcript is spliced from 15 exons. NCBI's taxonomy places the organism in Eukaryota, Viridiplantae, Streptophyta, Magnoliopsida, Solanales, Solanaceae.
CCCAGCAAGGUCAUAUCUGUCAUUUUACAUCAAAGCAAACAUAUUACUGUCCGAUGCCGGAAAAAUCUUCUCUAGUCUCAAAAACAGCUUCCGUCGUCUUCUUCAUUCUUCUCAUUUUCCCCUAAAUUAUCUCUCUUCCCAUUUUGCGCUUCCACAAGAUCUCUAAAUCCCCCAUCCCUAUAUAUUUUACGGUGUAAAUUCCACCAAAUUCGAGGGCAUUUUCGGAGAAUUUAAUCGAAAAUCCCGAGUUUUUUUUCGCCGGAAAAGUUCCGUUGGAAAUGAGGGGAAAUAUUGGGGCAUGAGGUAUUCGUUUGUGGGGAUAGAAUUAUGAGGGGAUCUAUAUGGCCGGAGAAUUCUAGCAGUGAUUCAUCCACGUCAAAUUCGCUUCAUCUACAGCCACCGCCGCCACGGCGGAAUUCACCUCCUCAUUCGAUUGCGCAAAACCCUAAUUGCAAACACAGAUGUGGUAACGUCUUUCAGCUGUUAACAAGGAGGGAGGUAUCUCCUCAAACUAAACGUAGUUCUAAGAAGUUUUGGGGUGAGAAAUCUAAAUGUUGUGCUCAUUCCUAUGAGUUAAAAAGCCAAGUAGCAAGUGACCCAAAACGGGGUCUUAUAUCAUGGGUAGAGGCAGAGUCAAUGAGACAUUUUUCAGCUGAGUAUUGUCCACUUCUGCCUCCACCUAGGUCUACAAUUGCUGCGGCAUUCAGUCCUGAUGGGAAGACACUUGCUUCUACUCAUGGAGAUCACACAGUAAAGAUAAUUGAUUGCCAAAGUGGGAAAUGCUUGAAGGUGUUAAGUGGACAUCGCAGGACUCCUUGGGUGGUUCGUUUCCAUCCACUGUACUCUGAGAUGCUCGCAAGUGGAAGUUUGGACCAUGAAGUUCGUUUAUGGGAUGCAAAAACCGCCGAGUGUAUAGGAUCACGUGAUUUUUACCGUCCUAUUGCAUCUAUUGCCUUUCAUGCUCAAGGGGAAGUUCUCGCUGUUGCUUCAGGGCACAAGCUGUAUAUGUGGCACUACAACAGAAGAGGGGAGGCAUCUUCACCAGCUAUCGUACUAAAGACAAGACGUUCACUUCGUGCUGUGCAUUUCCACCCACAUGGCGCCCCAUUUCUUUUAACAGCUGAGGUCAAUGAUCUGGACUCAUCAGAUUCUUCAAUGACGCUUGCAACUUCUCCGGGUAACUUGCGGUACCCUCCUCCUACUGUGUAUUUGACAGAUGCUCACUCCACUUAUCGAUCUGCUUCAGCAAAUGAAUUGCCUAUCAUGUCUCUACCAUUCAUGAUCUGGCCAUCAAUCACUAGAGGUGAUCCUAGAAUGCCAUUGCAGCAGAGCAAUGCAGACAUGGGUUCUGACAGUACACAGAACAGAGCAGACACUUCUGCGUCUGUCCGACUUCUCACUUACUCAACUCCUUCUGGCCAGUAUGAACUUUUAUUGUCCCCUGUUGAGCCAACUUUAUCUCCUGCACAAGAAGCUCAGACUAGUUCUUCUGUUAGGGAUACUGAGAAUGCAUCUAACCCUGUAGUUGAUCCUAUGGAGACUGAUGUGCCGGCCGAGGAGAGAAAUAAUCAGUUUUUUCCUUUCAGUGACCCUGCAUACUGGGACUUACCAUUCUUGCAAGGAUGGUUGAUUGGCCAAAGUCAAGCAGGCCAACGAGCAAUUCAUUCUGAGCAUAGUGGUGCCACGAACAUUGUAUCAGCUUAUGGUGAAGUAGAACAUCCUCCUGCAGUUCCGUCAAUCAUUUCAAACAGUAAUCAUCCAAGGUCUGGAAGAUCUGGUUCUCGGCACCGUUCUUCACGCUCUAGAGCGAUACCUGUUGCUGUAUCUGGUGAUAGUGCUGUUCCCAUUAACAUUGCACAUAAUGAAACUGAUUCUCAAGCUUUUAUGAGUCGGUUCCAGUCAGAGAUAGCUACUUCCCUGACUGCAGCAGCGGCUUCCGAAUUGCCUUGUACUGUGAAGCUCAGAGUAUGGCCUUAUGAUGUUAAGGCUCCAUGUGUGCCGCUUGAUGCUGAAAAAUGUCGCUUAAUGAUACCACAUGCUGUGCUUUGUAGUGAAAUGGGUGCCCACUUUUCACCAUGUGGAAGAUUUUUAGCAGCUUGUGUUGCAUGUAUUCUGCCUAACAUGGAAGCUGAUCCUGGUUUCCAUGGACAAUUUCGUCAUGAUGCUGCAACUUCACCUACCAGACAUCCAAUUGCAGCCCAUCGGGUUAUGUAUGAGCUACGUAUAUAUUCCUUGGAGGAGGCGACUUUUGGUUCGGUGCUUGUAUCUCGAGCAAUUAGAGCUGCUCAUUGUUUGACUUCAAUUCAGUUUUCUCCAACUUCUGAGCAUCUUUUACUUGCCUAUGGACGUCGCCACGGUUCACUUUUGAAAAGUAUAGUGAUUGAUGGAGAUACAACUCUACCUGUUUACACGAUUCUUGAGGUCUAUAGAGUUUCGGAUAUGGAACUUGUGAGAGUUCUUCCCAGUGCGGAGGAUGAGGUUAACGUCGCUUGUUUCCAUCCUUUGGUUGGUGGUGGCCUAGUAUAUGGAACCAAGGAAGGAAAAUUGAGGAUCCUCCAAUUUGAUAAAUCAAAUGGUUUGGACUGUACAGUAUCCUGUUUCCCUGAUGAAGACAUGCUCGAGGUCCCAACAUAUGCUUUAGAAGGCUAGAAACUGUUGAAGAUAGCAGAUGGUUGUAGUUGUAAAACUUGGGUGUUACGGAAAUAUACAUAUCAGGACAUGACUGAUGGCUUCAAAGUUUGAGUGUGUUGCUGAUGGUUUACUGUAUAGUUGGUUAAAUGCAUCCUGCUGGUGGCAAAGAGAGUAUUUAUACUUCCGGUUGUGUACUUACACUAGACAUUACAGACUGACUGAUCUUUUUCGUGCUACGAGGGAGUGCAAAAAAUGUUGUGCUUAAGGUGGUUUCUGGAGAGCCGAGAAAAUACUAACAUGAUAGAAGAGGAAGUGUCAUCGGAAAGUUGGGAGGGGUGAACAAGUUUGCUGUUUCUGCAAGUUUGACAUUUCGUUGUAUUGACAUAUGGCUUCAAAAUGUACAUCAGAAAUUGAAAUAGACUAGUUGGUUUUCUUUCAAGUGAAGGGUUCAAGAGAAAAAAAAGAAGGAAAAGAAGAAAAUUUCCAGUCACAAACAUUUAACUGUUUAUAUGUAUUUAACAUUUUGUACUUUCUUUUAAAUGGUUUCUGUUUUGCAGACGUUCGGUAAAAGAUAGAAAAAAGAAGAGAGUUGGUUUUCCUUUUUUACAUGAAUGAAAU